Messenger RNA from Fusarium venenatum, 600 nucleotides. The record is from RefSeq and is a predicted model, not a curated record. NCBI's taxonomy places the organism in Eukaryota, Fungi, Ascomycota, Sordariomycetes, Hypocreales, Nectriaceae.
AUGGCGCUGAAGGAGCAAGCUAUGAGGCAUAUCAUCUCAUUGGAACCACCAUCAUGGAUCAUGUGCACAAGUACUAUGAUAACAGUCUGGAAAACAUCGGUCGUGGAGACUCUUUCGUUUAGUACGGUGCAAGGGAGUGGUUUUCGGGUACCUCUUGUGUUCAAACCCACAGCCGAAGUCGCGACCAGAGUCAAGGAAAGUGUUGUCACGGAUGCGUUCUGCACGGUCAUGGAUAUAUUACCCACGAUUCUUGAGUAUGCGGGUCGUCAACACCCUGCUUCCUACACCGGUAGACCGGUUAUGCCUCUUCGUGGCAAGAGUUGGAAGUCCUUCUUAGAUCGACUAGAGAAUGUGUCCCGCUACUCACCGAUACAUGAUGAGGACUACGUAGUCGAGUUUGAAAUCAAGGGAUCUGGUGCGGUCCGUCGCGGAGAAUGGAAAAUCACAUUUGUCCCUGCCCCUAAGGACCCCCAGCGUUGGGAGUUAUUCAACAUCAAAUCAGAUCCCGGGGAAACAAAUGACCUCUCAGAGGCUCAGCCUGAGCUCAUGGUAGAAAUACUACAGCUGUGGGAGAACUACAAAACUGAGGCGGGGUUGUAA